AUGUCUUCUAUUUUUAUCUCCCACAGUUUGGUGCCCACGCCGAAACGAAAGAAAGAAUCAUCGUUCGCGAUCCUCGCGGAGGCACCGAUAUCAAGGCCGACCAGCCCUAGGUCGCUGCCUGUUGACAUCAGGGCACGAAGGGUAUCGCCGUUUAGAGGUAGCGGUUUUCGGGCAGAGACAUCCAGACACAACACCCCAAAAACUUCCACAACAAACUCAAGAGCUAACUCGCCUCCCAGAAGAAGAACUAACUCUUUGUCCAGGAUUGACAAGAUGGCCCAAACGGCCACCCUUCCAUUACCUUUACAUAUAUUGCCCAGGCUUCAUUCUCCUAGAAACUUUGUGAAGGAAAACAUUGAAGGAGUAAGAGAACUAAGCGAACUGAAUAGAGAAAAAAAUGAGGCUGAGGCAGAAAAGAAGAGAUUAGAAGAAGAAGAGGCUAUCCUCAAGGAAAUGGGAUUACUAGAGAGGAGUAAAUUUGGUUCUAAGAGUUCUGUAGGAUCAAAAGCAAAUUCCAGAAGUAACUCGCCAAGUAAACUUCAUUUAAGAUCAAGGUCUAACUCCCCAUCUGCAAUAUUACAUUAUGAAAACAUACCCGCUGGCAGCCGGGAGAUUAUAAAUGGUGAUGAUGGAAUGAAAAAACCUGUAGCGCACAGAUCUAGAGUACGAACUGUCUCAAAAUCUCAACCUCAGUCGCAGGACGGCUCACCAAAAAACACGAAAAUACCUCAACGCCAGAGUUCAGAGUCGCCAUCACGGCCUAGCAGUAAACGUGAUAUAUAUAUUUCCAGAAAACCUUCGGAAAUCAGUCUGAAUAAAAAUCAAAGAUUUAUAUCAAGCAGCGCAAGCAGUAUACAUGAAACUAUUAGGAUUGGGAGCCAAGUUCAUGAUAAAAGAGCUAGUAAAAGCACUCAAAAUUUAAACAUAUCUCCAUCACACAUUAAAGGAAAACCACCCAUUUCUCCCGGUAGAGGAGGACCACCACCUGUAAAUAAGGCCCUCAGUACUAAACGUUUGUCUCCAAUAGUCGGUACGCCAAAUAAAAGUCCGAUUGAUGAUUUAAAGCCAAAUUCGGCUAAAACGUCAGUAAAACCGAUUCCAAUGCCAAGAAAAAAUGCAAAAACUGCUGGUAAUACACCUGCUACAUCUAGAAUAAAUUCUAGACAGCCCAGCAGAACUGCCAGCAGAGAACCCAGUCCUGAGAAACCAAAUCAACGUAAAACUAAACCUGUCACAAAACCAGGUACUUCAACCACAAAACCAGUUAACCGAGUACCCAGCGUAAAAAGUACUCAGAAACCGCCGGUUGCGAAACCAGAACCAAAAAAACCCAUAAGUCGAACAAACAGUGUGAAAAGCAUUGUAAGAACUCCAAGCACAAAAAGUUUGAACGAAAAGCCACCUCUAAAGAAGGUUAAUAGUAUUAAAAAUUUAUCAGAAAAAUCUCAAUCUAUAAAUAAAAUUAAUGAAGUUAGCCGAAGAGACUCUGUGAAAAAUGUUAAAAAAGGUACGACUGAAACCAGAAAGAGUAAAAUGGAAAAUAAAAAUACACAAAGUAUAGAAUCAAUGACUGACCUACUGGAAGUACCCAAACAAGACAACGAGACGCAAUACGAUAAAAUUACAAACGACAAAAACGAACUUGUGAUACUAACGAAAAAAAAUAUUAUAUCAAUGACAACAGCCGCGAUAACAUCACAGCCCCUUGAAGUUGUAACUAAAGUAACAAACCAAUUACCCGCUGCCUUUGAAAAGGCAAGAGAAAAAGGUAUAUUUGAGAGGCUUAGUUCUAAAGACUCACUAGUUGGUAAAGAAGAAACAUCAGAAGUUGGGAAAUCCGAGAAAGAAAAACCUAAGGAAAAAGAGCAUAAAAAACAUGAGCAGAAGAAAAUAAACGAAGACGAUAAACAUGAUGAAAAGAAACCCCCAAAACAUCCUAAAACCACUCAUGAUAAAAUUAAUACUCAUGACAAAGAGUCUACUGAUAAAAAUAUUGUUCAUGAUAAAAAUGCCGCUCAUGAUAAAAAUACUCUUCAUGAUAAAAGUAUCGCUCACGAUAAAAAUACUGUUCAUGACAAAAAUAUUAUUCACGAUAAACAUAGGCACGAAAUUAAAUAUAAACCUAUAUUUGAUGGCGAUAUAAAAUUAAGACCUUUGCUACCCCAUAUGUUGGACGAUCCACAGGUAGAACGUGCAAAACAGAAAAUAGAAGCUAUUUUAAAAGAACCCGAAGUGUCCCCAGAAAAUAUUCUAACAGCAUCUGCCAAAUCCAGAGAGUUGAAAAACGCCGCAAAAGAGAUUGCUGAAAAAACAAAAUCAUUAAAAGAAGUAGCUGAUAAGACAAAAGCGGAUGUCAAAGAAGCGAAAGACGAAGCAGCGACUAAACUCACAGAGAUAAAAGAUCAACUUGUGAAACAAAAUGAGAAAAUGUCAGAAGAAAUUCGCACAGAAGCAACAAAGAUUGUAGAUAGCAUCAUAACUCCCGUUGAAGAACCCAAAGAUGUUCCAGACAGUGUCAAAGAAGUUCCCGAAAAAACUACACAAGUAAAGAAAGAUAUAAUAGAACCUAUAAUUACAGUUGUCAAUGAAAGAAAGAAAGAUGAUGGUGCGACGUCAGCGGAAAAAGUUAACGAAACUCUUGUGAAGGGUGAUGGUGAAGUCGAAGUUCAAAGUUCUAAUGUGUCCACACCAGCAGUUGGAAUGAUGGUAAUAGAGAAGAAAAUGGCUGAUGGGAAUGGUUCAGAUCUAUCUGCUCAAAGCAACGGCGGGCUUCCUCAAAGCACGAGUACUACUCCCAAACCACCAGUCAGAACGAAAAAAGAAUCCAAUGACACAGAAAAAUCUCCGACCCCAGAACCUCGUCCGACUCCUCAACCAGUCGAAACAAUAGAACCCCAAGAAACCCCAAAAGACCCUAACUUCUGCCAACGUCUUAUCAAAAAAUGUAAAUCAAAAUGCUGUACAUGCUGCAAAAGUGAUGAUGAGAAAGAUUUGAAAGAAGAGGAAUCUAAGGAGAAACAAGGAGGAACAACGAGUAAGCUCAACUGCUGUAAAACGACAGCUGAAGCAGAGAUGUCGGAGCAGGAGAUAAAAGAGAUGGAAAGAGCUGCGGGUAAAGCUUCAAUUCAAUACGAGACUGAAACGGAAACAAAGCGCACACGAAAGCUUCGAGACAUUCUUUGCGGUUGCUGCGGAAAUCGGCGACGCGUAGCCGAUACGGGCGAGAUACCACGCAAUGUAGCUGAGUCUAUGUCGCCAGCGCCAGAGGAGACCGGCUGCUGCGGGAAAAGGAAGAGAGUCCAGAGGAGAGAUAGCAUACUGAGUGAUCGACCUCCUUCCAGUUGCUGCAACAACCGGUUGUGCACGUGGCUACGUGGCAUGUGCCGCCGCAACUCGGACCAAGCCUCCAGCCGCCGGACCAGCAUGUUCUCCAAGAACAAGAGCAUGUCACCCACACUUCCCCCCGAGGACAACCGUAGGAAGCUGGACACGUCAUUAGUGGAACACACAAGUAUGAUGCGAGGGGCUAUACCUGUGUUGCCGAUUGUUUUGGCGUACUUCUGUCUCAUCUGCAACAUUAUUGUUCCUGGUCUUGGUACAAUAUUCAGCGGCAUGUUCUGCCUUUGCUUCGGUAUACCCAGGUUCGGUGUUCACGAUGGUGCGAAAUACAGAAUAGGAUCGUUCAUCAUUAAUCUACUGGUGGGUUGCGGUCAGCUGUUCACAGUGCUGUUCUGUCUGGUGGGAUGGGGGUGGUCCAUCUGGUGGGGCGUCAUUAUGGUGAAGACUUCACGUAAAUACCGUAAACUAAAACGAGAAGCUGAGGCAGCGGAAGCUGAAGCUGCGCCCCCCGUCACCACCAACAAUCACACGCGCGCGUAA
Messenger RNA from Arctia plantaginis, 3879 nucleotides. The record is from the annotation of a GenBank genome assembly. Lineage: Eukaryota; Metazoa; Arthropoda; Insecta; Lepidoptera; Erebidae.